Messenger RNA from Aaosphaeria arxii CBS 175.79, 1120 nucleotides. RefSeq names its product NAD(P)-binding protein. Gene Ontology annotation, molecular function: oxidoreductase activity. The record is from RefSeq and is a predicted model, not a curated record. The transcript is spliced from 3 exons. Bases 120 to 971 code for a protein of 283 amino acids. Lineage: Eukaryota; Fungi; Ascomycota; Dothideomycetes; Pleosporales.
AUAUCCUAAAGCUCUCGACAGACUACAACGACUCAGGUGUAUAAGAGACUCUAUCCUCCAGCAUUGGCCCCAAUUAUUCCUACCUUUACCCUUUGACCAUUUAACUUCCAAUCCUCAAAAUGGCAGAAGCAGACGUAAAACUCCACGAUUUCAAGAACAUCUUCUCGCUCAACGGCAAAGUCGCCGUUGUCUCCGGCGGAUCGCGAGGCCUCGGACUACACGCAGCAUCAGGCCUCCUCCAAGCAGGCUGCUCCAAAGUCUUCAUCACCUCGCGCAAAGCCUCAGCAUGUGACUCCGCAGUCGCAGCGCUGAAUGCCCUACCCGGCAUCUCUGGCCGCGCAUUCUCCGUCCCAGCCGACAGCUCCAAGAUCUCCGAGAUCGAGAGACUGGUGACGGAGGUUGGGAAAGAGACGGAUCACGUGGACAUUUUGUUCGCGAAUGCGGGUGCGACCUGGGGCGCUUAUUUCGAUAAGGUGGAUGAGAAGAAUGGGUGGGAUAAAGUUAUGGACUUGAAUGUCAAGGCUGUGUUUUUCACGAUUCAGAAGUUCGCACCGCUUCUGGAGAAGAAAGCAAGUUUGCAGGAGCCCUCGCGGGUGAUUGUUACUGGAUCCAUAGCAGGUAUCGCAGUCGGUUCUUUGGGAGAGCUUGCAGCGUAUUCCUACGCUGCCAGUAAAGCCGCCGUCCUACAUCUCACACGAAACCUCGCCGUAGAGCUGGGUCGUCGACACAUCCUCGUCAACGGCAUCGCACCUGGAAUAUUCCCUUCGAAGAUGGCCAACGCGCUCAUUGAAAGCAAAGGAAGCGCUGACCACUGGGCCAAAGCGAUUCCGAGCGGAAGAGUCGGACAUCCAGAGGAUAUCGCCGCGGCGGUAGUGUUCCUGUCGAGUCGAGCGGGAGCUCACGUGAACGGUGAUACGCUCGUCCUCGACGGAGGCGAGAUGAUAGGGAGCCAGAGUUUGAGCAAGCUCUAGAACGUAUCGUCUAUUUUGUAUAUCUAAUAGAGUCUAAAGUUAGGAAACUUUUUCAAUCCUCGCCCAAGGGAAUGUUCAUCCCGUGCACGCCCUUGUAUGCACUUCGCUCGGGCUGCUUCCAUCCUUUCAGUGCCUCAGCCUUGUUCUCU